Messenger RNA from Manacus vitellinus (golden-collared manakin), 922 nucleotides. RefSeq names its product protein C-ets-2. The coding region runs from base 1 to 513 and encodes 170 amino acids. Lineage: Eukaryota; Metazoa; Chordata; Aves; Passeriformes; Pipridae. The record is from RefSeq and is a predicted model, not a curated record. Gene Ontology annotation, biological process: cell differentiation; regulation of transcription by RNA polymerase II. Gene Ontology annotation, molecular function: sequence-specific DNA binding; DNA-binding transcription factor activity, RNA polymerase II-specific. The transcript has 4 exons. Gene Ontology annotation, cellular component: nucleus.
AUGGGGACCAGCUUUGCUGUGCCCCAACACUUUGGGGGAAUUGGGGACCAGGGUGCCAUGGAGGGGGGCUGGGGCAGGGGGCUGGUGCUGCCGGAGCUCCGGCUGUUCCCGCUGGAGGAGCCGCCUGUGCUCCGGCUCCAGAGGAAUAUUUUCCCCCUGACGCCGGAGAAUUCCUGUGGCAGUGGACCCAUCCAACUGUGGCAAUUCCUGCUGGAACUGCUCACUGACAAGUCCUGUCAGUCCUUCAUCAGCUGGACGGGCGAUGGCUGGGAAUUCAAACUCUCCGACCCAGACGAGGUGGCCAGGAGAUGGGGCAAGAGGAAAAACAAGCCCAAGAUGAACUACGAGAAGCUGAGCCGGGGGCUGCGUUACUACUACGACAAGAACAUCAUCCACAAGACGGCGGGGAAGCGCUACGUGUAUCGCUUCGUGUGCGACCUGCAGAGCCUGCUGGGCUACACCCCCGAGGAGCUGCACGCCAUGCUGGACGUCAAACCCGAUGCUGACGAGUGAGGAGGACCCAGGGCCACCCCCUGUCCUCCCGGAGAGCCUUUGGGACUGUGUUGGUGCAUUUUUUCCCCGCGUUUUUUGCCGUUCUUUUUGCCGUUCGUUACGUUGCGUUUUUUUCGGGAGCGACUCGGAUUUGAUGCUUUGAGGGGGUCGGGUGGAGGAAGAGGAAAACUUUUGGCCAAAGUUUGGGUCAGAGUUAGGAUGGGCUUUGUGGUUGUUUCCUGCAAGCUCCAAGACAGGCUUUUUUUGGGGCGAAAUUCUCUCCGUUCGUUGCGUUGUUUUUUUUUUUUCGAGAGCGACUCAGAUUUGAUGCUUUGAGGGUGUUGGGGGAGAGGGUGGAGGAAGAGCCAAAUUUUGGCCAGUUUGGUUCAGAGAAGGAUGGGCUUUAUGGUUGUUUCCUGCAAGCUCCAAG